AUGGCCGUAUCCAUUCGUGUGAUCCUCACAUUCCUCUCAAAGAUGUGUUCUGAUGUCCCCUACCGUCAGCGAAUCUUCCUUGCUAUUGCGUGGAUGCCCAAGAUCACGCUACAGGCCAUCUUUGCCGGCAUGACCCUUGACGCAGCCAAAAAAAAUGGCAGUGACACUCUCAAAUCACACGGUUAUACGAAAUUCCUCGAAACACCAAUACACGCUGUCGAGCAAAAAGAACGGUCUCAACAGAAGUUUUGUAUUUCUAUUCUAGAAUAA
Messenger RNA from Dibothriocephalus latus, 270 nucleotides. NCBI's taxonomy places the organism in Eukaryota, Metazoa, Platyhelminthes, Cestoda, Diphyllobothriidea, Diphyllobothriidae. The record is from the annotation of a GenBank genome assembly.